Paramecium primaurelia is the source of this 328-nucleotide messenger RNA. The record is from the annotation of a GenBank genome assembly. NCBI's taxonomy places the organism in Eukaryota, Ciliophora, Oligohymenophorea, Peniculida, Parameciidae.
AUGGGAUGUCUUAUUCAAUCUGAAACUAAGAAUCCUUCUAAUUAUGAAGAAUAUAAUCGUUAUAAUAGUAAUCAUUAUAUGAUAUCAAUAGAAUAAUCAAAUAGACUUAUUGGAGGUGAUUCUAAUCAUGAACUUAGUUAAAAUGUUUAUCAAUUCUUACAUAAAUUAGGAUUUAAUUGCAUAGGCAGCAGAACGUAGAUUAUAAAAUUACGAAAAAAGAGGUUUGACACCAUUAUCAUAACUUGAAUUUGAAUAAAAAAAGUAAAAGUAAGAAGAAGCUGAAAUAUAUAAAAAAGAAGGAAGAUCAUAAAAUUAUAAAUGGGAUUGA